CUUUGUCUACUGCGCAAGAUGGAGUCGCUGGAGAAGGCGCUGCUUCGUGGCGAUUUAAAUUAAACACUUAUGUGCCCGGAUUGUCACAAUAGCAGCGGCCUUUGAUUAACCACACUAAGACUAAGGUGAAUGUAUAACACAUCAGGAGGAUAAGCGUUUUCAAGGCACUUUCAAAUUGACAUCCCAUUAAUUUUCAUCAUUAUCCAGUGCCCUCUAUAAAUAUGGCAACAGUAUGACAGUAGAGGAGAGCCGUAAACGCACAGCUUCAUCAUCUGAAUUUUACCCUGAAGGGGGGGAGGAGGAAACUUUGGAACUUUACAGAGAAAGAAACGGUGGUGGCGGAAACCACCACCACCACGUGACCCACAUGAGCGACAUGCCCUCAGAUUUGGAGAAAGGUGGUCGACUAAACAAGGCCCAUGUUGUCCUGGAGGAAAAAGAGGGGCUGUUUAACCCCCGUGCCAUGCUGUUCCUUAUACUGUGGUAUCUAUUCAGUGCUGGGACAUUAUUUCUUAAUAAACACAUUUUGACAACACUUAAAGGAGACCCAACUCUGUUAAGUACAAUGCAGAUGUUCUGCACAACGUGUCUAGGUUUUCUACAGAUGUUUUUACCAUUAGGAAUGUAUAAACCAGUUAAAAGAGAAGGGAAACCUCCAAACUUUUUGAGGAACAUGGUACUGGUCGGGUCUAUGAGAUUUAGCACAGUAUUGCUAGGCUUGGUUGCCCUGAAGUACGUAGCAGUAUCAUUUACAGAGACUGUCAAAAGUUCAGCACCCAUAUUCACAGUGUUAAUAUCACGGCUUCUUAUAGGGGAGACAACGGGGGUGUACGUCCUCAUGUCUCUCGUCCCCAUUAUGGGUGGUCUGGCUCUCUGUAGUGCUUAUGAACUGAGUUUUAAUAUAGAAGGCUUCACUGCUGCUUUAGCCACUAAUAUAACUGAGUGUCUACAAAAUGUUUAUUCCAAAAUGUUAGUCAGUGGAGAAAAAUAUAGAUACACCCCAGCAGAGCUACAGUUUUACACCAGUGCAGCCUCGAUGGUCGUGCAAAUCCCCGUCGGUCUUCUGAUGAUUGACUUUGAGCACGUCUGGCCGAACCUCACUGCAUCCAUGGUGACGGCUCUCAUCUUAAACGGUGUUUUCUUCCACUUUCAAAGUAUAUCUGCUUAUGUUCUAAUGGGGUACAUUUCUCCAGUCACACACAGUGUUGCUAACACUGUGAAGCGAGCAUUCCUCAUUUGGGCCUCAGUGUUAAUCUUUGGCAAUGCAGUCACAUUCCUCAGUGGCCUGGGCACAGUGACAGUGACCAUUGGUGUCAUUUUAUACAAUAAGGCACGAGAAUACGACCAGAUCCGUCACGAGAUGGCUGUAACAUAUGGUGAUAAGGAAAUGACACAAGCAUAAUAUCCAUUACAUUAGAGGCAGUUGGGGCUAUCUAGGUUAGCUAGUUUUACAGUGCACACGAAUGGGACAGAAAAUUACUUAAAUGUUUUAUAGUUCCAAGUGAUAAAGGAAAUACCUGAGCAUACUAUAAGAAGGUUUCAGCAAAUGGCUACAUGUGUUGCUUGAACUAUGAAUCUACCUGUGUCAACCCUGUAUCAUGUAUUUGCAAGCUUUAAAAAUUCUAAAACAUCUUCUCUCUAUGGAUCAGUACAGGUCUGUCCAUAUGCUUUUUGUAAGAUAUACAUUGUGCAAAAAUGUACAAGACCCAUGUGAAGUUAUUUGUAACAAGUACCGGGCAACUCCAAAUGAGCUGAUGCUGUCUUAUAAUUGCAUAGUAAUCUGUAGCACAUUGAACCACAAAAUUCACUUAGUACAAUUUAAUAUAUAUGCUAUCCAUAAUGCUGAUUAAAUUUUAAAGUAUUGCGUGGGGCAUUAACAUUUUUGCUCACUGUAAAAAUGUGGCUUUAAUGUGUCACUUGAAUGACACAGCUGUGUGCCAUAUGCUGCAUGCAUACAUGUAGGAAGUGUUCUUGGAACAAUCUUCUAUGGGGACCACAGAUCUGAGCCAAAGGGUUUCCUAUCUAUAGGGGUCACAUUGAUAGUGCAAGGGGUCCAUUUUACAAGUAUUUAGAAUUGGAAUCUUAGAAAAAAUAAAACAUAAUUAUGAUUCUUAUUGAAUUGAAUUUAAAUUACUUGUGAUCUCACUAUUAAAGUUAAUCAGUUUGUAUGAUUCAUGGUGAGGAUAUUAGAUAUAAAAAUAACACACUGAAAUGGUAGAGAUGCCUGUCCUCUUGUUUAUAUGUAAUAUACCUCAUAAUGAAAUGUUAGCCAGAUCGUCAGAUAGGUCAAUCAAUAUGUUGUAAGGAUAUUUAAUUUGUAGAUUAAGAAAGGCUUUAUUAUACUGAUUUGCUGUGAAAACUUGUCAAGAUAAGGGUGUAGUAUGUUCCAUUUAUAUUGAAAAACCUCACUCUGUUAUAGAACCACUUUGGCAAUAUGCAUAUAUUCAUUGUUAAUCUACAUAAAUUAGUUAAAAGGAAUUUAAUUAGGAUGUUGAGUGUUUUCCUGACCAGACUAAAAAAAAAGGAAAAAUCCAGUCACUACUUUAAGAACACAUUGUUAGGUAAAAAGAAAAAAAUUAGGAUUAUCAAAUUAUUUUUUUUCAACAGGGCUGACUUAGGGCUGACACUGAAACUUAGGCAUGGCCUUGUUUGUAAUUUAGAGACUGGUAUUUGAAAAUUGUAAAAUCUUUUUAUGAAAGCAAAAUGCCCAGUCAUCUCCUCAAAGGAUUAUUUUAGAAUUUCCCCUUUACCAUUAUGUUGUGCCAAGUAUUGACAUUUUUAUCACAAUCUUCUACUUGCAUCAGUGAGAAAGUGAGCAGAAAUUUCCAGCAAUCUGUGAAAGGUUAAAAAUAAUUUUUAAAUGCAUCAAUCUGCUUUGUAAUGCUUGAGUGAAACAUUCAAUUAAAAGGAAUGCAUAAAAGGUAUUGGGGUAGGUCAGGGAAGUUAUUGAGGUAUAAAGCAUGCCCCAUACAUUUAAUUUGAAUAAAUUACUUCCUGGAGUAAUGUGACAGCUUUUUAAAAGUGAAAAUGGAGCCAGGUACGGUUUAUUAUCCACACUGCCUCACAACAAAUUAAUCGAGUCCCAAUGAAAUGUUGCCACUUACACAUUAUUCACAUAAAUUUGGUUUGCAGAGCAAAAUAAACAUGGGUUUUUAAUCUUUGAAAAAUCCCAUAAUUUAUGAAGAUUAUGUGUGUGUGAGAUACAGAGAAUGAGAGUUAUACAAUACUGAUAAAUAUGUUAGUUGAAGCAAAAGGUAUACUGUAUGGGUUUGAAAAUUUCCCAAAGUCGUAUUUUCUAUCACUACCUUGCAAAGAUACAUCUUUCAUAUUUUAGAAGUUAAAAACUACAAAACCCCUUUUAUAAAAUUUCCAAUAGUUCCUUCUGAAAUGUACAAGAAGACAUGGUUUUCUAAAUGACUGGCCAGUAAUUUCGAAAUAAAUCAUUAAAUUAAAAAUGGGGGAAAAAAAACAAUGAAUCCAAGGCAGGAACAGGUCAAGAAAUGAUUCACGAGUACUAGAAAAUUGCUUUUAUCUCGGAGGAGAGUUCUUGUUGGUGGGUAAUUCCCAUUUAGUGUGCCUUAAACCAUAACAUCUUUAGAUAAAUUUAAAUAAAUUGCAUGCU
Molecule: messenger RNA, 3622 nt
Organism: Lingula anatina
Lineage: Eukaryota; Metazoa; Brachiopoda; Lingulata; Lingulida; Lingulidae
Product: solute carrier family 35 member E2A
Source: RefSeq, a predicted model, not a curated record